Messenger RNA from Erythranthe guttata (spotted monkey flower), 822 nucleotides. RefSeq lists its product as hypothetical. Gene Ontology annotation, cellular component: chloroplast thylakoid membrane; chloroplast inner membrane. NCBI's taxonomy places the organism in Eukaryota, Viridiplantae, Streptophyta, Magnoliopsida, Lamiales, Phrymaceae. The record is from RefSeq and is a predicted model, not a curated record.
AACGCGUGUUUGCCGCUUGGCUUCUUCGAUUUCAUCGACACAAGAAGAGAGAGAAAAUACGAAAACAAGAUUUACGUUGUUUCGCACACUCACUGUGUUUUUUUCUUCUCGAAUUUCUCGCACUUGUUCAAUCCACCAUUUUUCUCUCUCUCUGAAAUCUCUGCAGGAUGACGGCUCUGUGCAAGACCGUUGUGAUUCCAAGGAGCCCCACAACCCAUUUUUCUUCUGGCUCUUCUUUCAAGUCAGCGCAAGAUGUGGUGUCAACCAAACUGGCCUUCAGUUCAAAGGGCACGAGAUCAUCGGCCCAGAGGAGAGCUCUCACCAUUCAAGCAAGUUAUAGUGAUGGUGGAAGAUCAUCAGGCAGCACGGGCAUCUUUGUCGGUGGCUUUGUUUUAGGUGGAUUAAUCGUCGGCACACUCGGUUGUGUUUAUGCUCCUCAGAUAAGCAAGGCUUUAACUGGAGCCGACAAAAAGGAUCUCAUGAAAAAGCUGCCCAAAUUUAUCUACGACGAAGAAAAGGCUUUAGAGAAGCAACGCAAGAAACUGGCGGAGAAAAUCGAACAGCUCAAUUCUGCUAUUGAUAAUGUGUCCAAUCAGUUGCGAUCGGACGAAGCACCAAAUGGAGCGGCAGUGAGUUCAGAUGACAUUGAAGCUCUCAUUUAAGGUUCUUGAUUUUCAGCAGUUAGACAAUCUUUUAUGUAUUGCCACUUAAUCCAGACGAUAAUCUUUACUGUUCAAAUUCGGGUUUUCGACUUUAAAUAAGUACCUGGAUAAUGUUCGUGAAAAUUUGUGACAAGUUCAAUUUGAAGUGGGAAUUCAACUA